This is a messenger RNA of Canariomyces notabilis, 635 nucleotides long. Its product is annotated as synaptobrevin. Gene Ontology annotation, cellular component: membrane. The record is from RefSeq and is a predicted model, not a curated record. The coding region runs from base 53 to 379 and encodes 108 amino acids. Gene Ontology annotation, biological process: Golgi ribbon formation; vesicle-mediated transport. NCBI's taxonomy places the organism in Eukaryota, Fungi, Ascomycota, Sordariomycetes, Sordariales, Chaetomiaceae. The transcript is spliced from 4 exons.
UCGCGCCGAUCGUUCUGCGAACCGUCAAUACAAACCACACUCGACAGCGAAGAUGGCUUCCGAACCGUAUGACCCGUAUGUCCCUAGCGGACAAGGGGGUUCUUCUUCAACGGCCAAGCUUCGAGAAGAACUUGACGCAGCCACAGCGGAGGCCAGAUACAACGUCCAAGCGCUUGCCCAGCGAGGCGAAAUGGUGGAUUCAUUGGCAGACAAGACAACUGGUUUGGCUCAGACAUCCAGCCUUUUCAACCGCAGUUCCAAUAAACUUCGCAAGGCGGAAUGGUAUAGACACCAGCGAAUGAAGGUCUUGCUGGCCGUCGGCAUUAUUGCGCUUCUCGCCAUCAUCAUCAUCCCAGCAGUGGUCUUUACGCGUAAAUAAUGUCAGUUAUGAUGACGAAGGAAUGGGUGGAUCUGGAAGUGGCGGAAGUGGCGGACUGAACUUUGCACUUGAUCAGCAUUCGUGGGAAAGGAGAACUGGGCUCGUUUGGGACUUUGAUUUUCUGGGAGUUCUUUUUUGUAAGCCCCCUUGAGGGGUUCCGGUGUUGGAGGGUUUCACUCAGUCGUCGCCUUGGACCUCUAAUGCCGACGCUGACAUCUGUAACUACUUGUGACGAAGAGAAGCGGUUUCCCCGAUA